GUACCAUGAAAAGAUAAAAAGUAUUUUAUUUGAAAUGUAAAGUCAAAGCUUUUAUCAAAACAAGUUUUGAGUGCAAUUAAUGUUGAAGAAUCAUUCAUUAUUUGGACAAAUGAAAGCAAUUUUAUGAUAAGACAUAAAAAAAGUAAAUAAUAUAAAACACAAUCAUUUUCCAUAGGCCUAUUACUUUUAGAUUGAGUUAUGAGAUAACAGAAGUUUUUCUUCAUAAUCAUUGUAAGUACUAUGGGCACCGAGAAAAGUUACGUGUGAUAGGACGAGAGGAUGAACUGGAGAAGAUGAACAAAGCAGCUUUGAAGAUUGCACGAGAGGUGGCCGACAAAACCGGCACAUUGAUGGCGGGCAACCUCAGUAACAGCUGCGUAUAUAACCCCAAAGACCCAGAAACGAUCGAAGUUACAAGGAAUAUGUUCAAAGAGCAAAUCGAAUGGGCUGUUGAAGGUGGUGCAGAUUUCAUUGUUGCGGAGACGUACGGCAUGUAUGCAGAGGCGAAGUUGGCCCUUGAUUGUAUUUUGGAAUAUGGAAAUGGCCUGCCAGCCGUAAUAACAAUGUCUGCUCAUGUGGAUGACACAACAACGGUGGACGGUCUCCCCCUCCCUGAGUCCAUUAAGAAGUUGGAGGAUGCUGGAGCUGCUGUUGUAGGAAUCAACUGUGCGAGAGGUCCCGAGACAAUUAUGCCCGUUUUACGGGAGAUUCGAAAAUUAUGCAAGGGGCCUAUUGCCGCCCUCCCAGUGUGCUAUAGGACCUCAAAAGAGAAUCCAACGAUGCAGUCCCUUAAAGACCCAGAUACAGGAAAAAUGGCGUUCCCUUACAACUUGGAUGCUUGGUUUAACAGCCGAACACAGAUUGAUAAAUUUGGAAAAGAUUGUCUGGAACUGGGAAUUCAGUAUGCUGGUCUGUGUUGUGGUAACUGUGCACACUACACUCGAAGUUUAGCCGAGGUUGUAGGGAAAACACCUCCUUCGAGCCGUUACUCGCCAGAUAUGUCCCAGCAUUUUGUUUUUGGCAGAGGAAAGGAUUUAAAAUAUCGUCAUGAAUAUAACAACAUAAAGGAUAGGAUUGGCACUGAUGCCGAAUAUGCUGAUUAGAAGACAUGCAUAGUAUGCAUUACAGACUGUUGACCUCCAGGUGGACAAUAUAUGCUGAUUUGAAGUAAAUAUUUUUGACCAGGUCAACUGGGAUAAUUGUACACUUCCACUGGAAAUCAAACCAGAUGAUUAGAAGACAUGCAUAUUAUGCAUACUGUUGACCUCCAAGUGGACAAUAUAUGUUGAUUAGAAUGAUAAUUUUGACCAGGUUAACUGGGAUAACUGAAUACUUUCAUUGGAAAUCAAACCAGAUGGAUAGAAUAGAUAUGCACAUAUUGCAACAACACAGUACUAUUGACCCCUCAAUGGAAAGGGUAAAUUGUAUUCUAAGAUUACCAUGUGAGCACUCUUUGAUUUUGAAAUGACUAUUUUCUCAGUCUCAGUAGUUACAUGGCAUAGAAUAUAAAACAAAUAUACAAUAUUCAACUACAGCUCCUACUGUGGACGCAUCAUUCAUCAAUGUAAACCCC
Messenger RNA from Owenia fusiformis, 1573 nucleotides. NCBI's taxonomy places the organism in Eukaryota, Metazoa, Annelida, Polychaeta, Sabellida, Oweniidae. The record is from the annotation of a GenBank genome assembly.